Eriocheir sinensis (Chinese mitten crab) is the source of this 1725-nucleotide messenger RNA. RefSeq lists its product as uncharacterized. The transcript has 2 exons. NCBI's taxonomy places the organism in Eukaryota, Metazoa, Arthropoda, Malacostraca, Decapoda, Varunidae. Gene Ontology annotation, molecular function: nucleic acid binding; RNA-DNA hybrid ribonuclease activity. Bases 1 to 1725 code for a protein of 574 amino acids. The record is from RefSeq and is a predicted model, not a curated record.
AUGGUCCCUCGUGCAACCGCUCGGAGCUUCCGCCAGAGCACGGCAGUGGAGACACCGGCGUCAAUGGUGUCGCACCAGGAUAGCCAGUGCUCCUCUUGCACCCUCUCAGCAGUCACCUUAGCCUGGCGGAUGGCCGCCCGGAGGAGGCCCCUCGUGGCGUCCACAACACAGGCCUUCGAAAACGGCACGGCUCAGGGUGGUGUCCUGAGCCCCGUUCUCUUCAACUUGCUUGUCGAGAAGCUGACAACUCUGCCAUACAGCCGCUAUGCACGAGUUUUCUCGUACGCGGACGAUGUGGCCAUGGUAGUUUCCGGCCCGAACCACGUGGCCAGCGCUCGUCUCCUCCUCCGCCGCCUCUCACAUACCUGUGCGUCCCUCUGGCUCGUGAUAAACAGGGGAAAGACGAGGGCCAUGGCCAUCCACCACCGUCUCCUCCCCGAGGCCUUCGAGCUUGACGGCACCCCUGUCCCCUGGGUGCACGUCUAUAAAUAUCUGGGCGUCACCCUGGAUUCACGGCUCUCCUUCACCCCCUAUGUCAACCGCCUUCGCCAGACAGUGGCGACCCGCACCAACAUCAUGCGGGCCCUGGAGAGAACUGCCGGAGGUGCCAGCGACAGGGUCCUACGGCUGUUCUAUCUCCAGGCAGUGAGGGCCUGUGUAGAUUACGGGACGCCGUGCCUCAUGACGGUGAACCCUGCUGCACUCCGGCCUCUGGAGACGGCCCAGAAUGCGGCGAUCCGUACCAUCGUGGGGGCCCCACGGUGGACGAAAUGCAUCUCCAUGAGGGCGGAGGUCCGGCUUAGCACUGUUGCAGCGAGGAUCACCCAGCUCGCCGUCGGCCAUCUGGCGACGCUGCUGCGCCGCAGGGGGUCAGUACUGCUGAGAGCCUCGGUGAAACAGGCCCUCAAUCAGGCCCCUCUGCUUUUUCGCAGGAAAACGUGGGCGUCGGUGGCAGCAGCCAAACUCAGGACCACCCUCCUCUCCCGGUGUUUCCUGAUGAACACAGACCUGCCCCACCCUGGCUACACCUUACCACCCCCGUGGGCACCAGCCACCUUCACGGCCACAAUCAAGCCACUGCCUGCGAGGAAGAACCUGCUGACACCGCGAAGCCUCGCGCGGGAGGCCGUGAGCAGAGAGUUGGAGGCGGCCCGGCCCCUCACUGCCACCUAUUACACAGAUGGCUCCGUCAACCACCUCACUGGGGCUGUCGGGGCGGCUUUCGUCACGGCGGGCCAUGCUGACAUCUACCGGCUGCCUGACGGCUCCUCCUCGAUCCAGGCGGAGCUGGUGGCGAUCAGCAUGGCGCUGGGGCACGCACUAGAGUGGGGCAGGGGCCCGGUCCUGGUACACUGCGAAUCGGUGCCGGCCAUACGAUCGCUGUACCAGGACCCGAUGGCUGACAACGUCUCCCUCCUCACGGGCAUCCACGCCCGGUUGCAGGAACUGGGGAGAACCGGCCGUCAGGUACACCUAAACUGGUUGCCCAGCCAUGCAGGCGUGGUGGGUAACGAAGCUGCUGACCGCGCUGCCGGAGAAGCCACCCUGCUACCCAGCAUAACAUGCCCCGUUUCCCCGAGCGUGUCACUGCUCAAGCGGGACAUGGCGGCCCAUACCUUGGCGGGUUUCGUCAGGGCCCUUGAACAGGCCUUAGCGGCCGGCUCAUCGUCUGCAUACUGGUAUGAAUCGGCGACUGGCUCCGGGAGCCAGUCGCCAGUCGUAUGA